UUACGUUCUAACUGAUAUUCCAACUAUCACAUUAUUACUCUCAAUCUACUUGACCCCUCAUACUUUGUGCACCCGUACUUAGUUCGAUACUCGUCCGCCUAGUUACCUAGGCCCCCGGGUUCCAUAACCCAACAUUGGUGCUCUCAUUGAGAGUGUCGAACACAUCAAGCGUGCUCCAAAGGAAAAUGGUUGCGUCAAGGAGAGUUACCAGGUUGUCAACCGCCAACCUCGGUGGUGGUCUCAGAAUGACUUUAACGGCGCCGACCGGCGCAGGUCCUGAUGAGCUGGACAUCAGCCUCAACGAUGUCGCCAGCCAAAAUACCACUAACUUGCGUCACCGCAUUCCCAGACGGCGAACGACGAACGCUGGGGGGUCUCAGGCGCCAACCCAGCAGGUACCCACCCAGGGCGUCGACGUUCUAAGUCAGCCUCUUCCUAACGACCUUGUGUGUGGAGGAGGCAUGGUGUUGCCCGGUGAUUUCAACUCACCAUUCUUCCAAUUCGGGGAGACCUCUGGUGCGAGGACCCCAGGUCCAGACCCUAGCGGUUUCUGGGCCAUGAUGAGGGCGAUGAUGCUCAAUCAGCCCAUGACCGGUUUCCACAUGCCGGUCACGAUGCCGCAGCCGAAGUUCCAGCCUGACGGGCAUCGUGAGGUCCAGCAAAACGUGGUGGAAAGUGCAGAGCUUUUUGCCCAACACCUGAAGAAUCUAAUGAUGGACUCCCGCCUGAAUCCUUUGGCCGGGGGACCUGAGAACAAGGAGUUGAGCCGAUCCCAGCAGCGGGACAACGGCAAGGGCCCGGAGCGUAGACCCAACAUGAAGCAAGCCAGCCGUCGAGACAAGGAAACGGCGAGCAAACGUCGUGAACCCUUGAAGGAAGGACAGGGUGAAAGUGAGUCGCACGUAUCCGUGUUCAGGCGGAUGCGGGUGCCGGUCACGGAACGGCUGUACGGCCGACGGAAUGCUUUCCUGCAGAACGAAGUAGGGAAGAUCAGGAUGCCUUGCGAGGAACAGUGUGACCGACACAGAGAGGUCCACCCAGAAAGGCAAAAUUCCUGGGUCGAGCAACCCGUUCAACAUCCGAUUCUGAGAGCGCCGCAAGGGACGCCUAUCGCGAUGGACGGGGACAUGGGCAGACCUGGGGACGAACGCAUCGAUCUCCUCUUGCAAAGACUGGACGCCCUGGAGAGGAGGAACGGGGCAGGACAGGUUGCCGAACCCAUGUUCAGACUUCGUUCUCUUUUCUCCGAAAGGAUCCUGAGGGCACCAUUGCCGAGCAGCUUUCAGAUGCCGCCCAUACCGAGGUAUGACGGGACCACAGAUCCGCACGAGCAUUUCAACCGAUACCAAACCCUCAUGAACGUGGUGACGUUCUCCGAGGAAGUCCUUUGCAGGUCGUUCCCCGCCACUCUCGACGGGUUGGCAUCUGAGUGGUUCAGUGAGCUCCCUGAGGGGAAGAUCGACUCAUGGGAGGAUUUGGCACGAAGGUUCCUGGUCCAUUUUGCCGGGAACAGGAAGAAGAAAUUACAUUUUUCACAUCUCUUGUCGGUUAGGCAACGACCAGACGAGCUGCUGAGGGAAUUCCUGGCGAGGUGGAAGCUAGAGACCACCAGAGUUUACGGAGCGGAUGACAAAACCAGGUUAUCUACCUUCCAUUUGGUCUUACGCUCAGGUGACUUCUCCAAGCGCCUGGCCUUGGAGAAGCCGAGGGAGUAUUCCAUCGCGCUGGCCAUGGCAGAGGAUGAAGCCGAAGCAGAGGAGCUGGAGGCAAAUAAGAAAAAGGAGGAAGCUGGAAGGCUUGGUUCUAUCGCGACUGCGGUGAAGCCCACGCCGAGGAAGGUCACCAUCGAUGAGCGACCACAUUUGCCAGUCGGACACUGCUUCUGGAAGGGCAGAGACCCUCACGACCGACGAUCGCACGGAAAGGACAUAUAUGAAGAAGGAGGCGAGGACAGGAGACCUUAUCCUCCCAGAGGUCCCAAGUUGUUGUUCCCUGAUGAGCUCACGCCGCUUACACAUCCCGUAAGCGCCAUUCUAGAUUUCGCCGAGCAUCAGAGCUUGGUGGAGUACGAUCCGCGAUUCCCCCCGAUUUGCACUGUCGCAGAGGGCCCUUACUGCAGGUUCCACAGAGCGGCCGGUCAUGACACGGACGCGUGUAAGGUCCUCAAGAGGGAGAUCGAGAACCUGAUCCAGGCAGGAUAUCUGCGACAAUUCGUCAAGAAGAAGAACACAUGGCGCAAGGAUGAUGGGAAGAAGAACGGAGACAACCGAGGGAAGAAACCGGCGGGAACUCAGCAGAAGAAGAGGAAGGAGAUAGGUCUCCCGAGCGAUGAAGAAGAAGAAGACAACCCUAGACAAAAGAGGGUCGAGGAGAACAGGAUGAUCUACGGUGGCAACACCGGAGGAGACAGUGCCGAGCAAAGAAAGAAGUGGGUACACUCGGCCUAUAUCGGAGAUGUUCACAGCGCACCUGGACCGUCGAAAAUCACGAAGACAAAGCCCCUCCUAUUUGGUCCCAAGGACCUGCCUGAGAUUCCAUCACCCCACAGGGACGCGUUGGUCGUCAGGUGUGAGAUCAACGAGGUGAUAAUCCACCGAUCCUACGUUGACAUUGGGAGCUCGGUGAACAUCAUGUAUGUAAGGACAUUUGAGGAGAUGGGAUUGAAGAAUGAACUCUUGAAGAGAGUAAGGACUCCCUUAUCCGGAUUCACAGGGGACAUCAUCGAUUCAGAAGGCCUGGUCGAGGUGAUGGUCACAUUCGGCGAUGGAGAACACAAGAAGACGAUCCCGGUCGAAUUUUUGGUGGUGCGACUUCUGGGAUCCCAUAAUCUAAUCUUGGGUCGACCUGCACUGGAAGAUCUCGACUCCGUAACAUCGGUGAAGUAUUUAAGCAUGAAAUUCCCUACCGAUUCAGGAGUGGGAGUAUGCAGAGGAAACCAGAGGCUCGCCCGACUCUGCUACCAGAAGCAAACAAAGAAGAUGGACGCCCAUGAUCUCAGAGUGGACAGUAUUGCCACGGCACUCUUGAAGGAGGAAGAAGGCCGUCCUAGAGCUGAACCAGCCGAAGAUACAGAAGAUGUGGUGAUCAUGGAGGAGCAGCAGGAGAAGAAGAUCAAGCUCGGCAUUAACAUUAGUGCCGAACUUCGAACGAAAAUCAUACAGGUACUCAGGGAGAACUUUGUGGUCUUGCAUGGAGUGUCGAGGAUAUGCCGGGAGAGCAAAUCCCUAAUCACCCACCGCCUCGCGGUCGGAUCGGACGCAGAGCCCGUAAAGCAGAGAAGGCGGCACUUGAGCAAAGACCAGAGAGAUUUCGUGAAGAAGGAGGUGGACAUGCUCCAAGCAGCAGGGCAUGUCAAGGAGAUCAAAUACCCCACCUGGCUGGCCAACGUCGUGCUGGCACCAAAGGGGCAGACGUUUAGGAUGUGUGUAAAUUACACUGACCUGAACCGAGCUUGUCCUAUGGACCCUUUCCCUUUGCCCAACAUUGAUCAAAUGAUCGACGAAACUGUCGGGUGCGAGGUCAUGUCUUUCAUGGAUGCGUUCAGAGAAGGUGGCAAGUUCUUAGGUUAUCUUGUGAGCCGACGAGGUAUUGAACCCAAUCCCGAGAAGGUCAAGGCGAUCCUAGACAUGGAGCCCCCUCGCUCCAUAAAAGAGGUACAACGCCUGACGGGGAAGAUGGCCGCACUCGGCCAAUUUUUGUCAAAAUCCUCCGAGAAGAGUAUCCCUUUCUUCGGCACACUGAAGAAGGUUCCACAGUUCCAGUGGACACCCGAGUGCCAAGCGGCAUUUGAGGAAUUGAAGAAGUAUUUACUGGCUCCCCAGGUGUUAGCAAAGCCGAUCAAAGGCGAGAAGCUGUACCUUUACUUGGGCGUCAGCCCUGGAGCCAUAAGCUCCAUCUUGUUGCGAGAAGAAGGGGACACUCAGCGCCCUAUCUAUUACGUCAGCAGAACCUUGAGGGACGCCGAGCUCAGAUACUCGGUGGUGGAAAAAUCAAUCUUGGCCGUUGUCAACACGGUCAAGAAGCUGAACCAUUACUUCCAAGCCCAUGAAGUGGAAGUGAGGAGUCAUCAACCUCUGAGCAUCAUCAUCAGGAAUCCGACGGCCUCCAACAGGGUCAUCAAGUGGUCUGUCUAUCUGAGUCAGUAUCAGAUAGAGAUGAAGCCGAGGGCAGCAAUCAAGGCCCAGGCCUUGGCCGACUUCAUGGUGGAAUGCACGGCACGGGACAACAACCCCAUGCCAACGGCGGAGCAGGAAGAUUGGUGGACUUUGUCCACUGAUGGAUCAUCAGCUGCAAAGGCUUGCGGUGGGGGCGUGGUAAUCCAAUCACCUGAAGGAUUCCGCUCCUAUCAUGCAAUAAAAUUCCAGUUCAAGAUCCCGAGGGCGGAAAAUACCGAGGCCGACGUCCUCUCCAAACUGAGCAACGACAGUACCGAGCACAUCUCCAAGAUGGCUCACAUUGAAGACCUGGGGUCUCCAAGCAUUCACGUUCAGUUCAUUUCUGUCGUCACCAAGGAGGCCAGCGGAUGGAUCGCGGAAUUGAUCCGGUAUAAGAAGGAUGGAGUCCUCCCCGGCGACGAGACGACGGCCCGUCUGAUCAAACGGAGGGCGCCGACGUAUGUCAUUGAGAAUGGCCGACUAUACAAGAGAUCAUACAACGGCACAUUACUGAGAUGUGUUGACGAAACCAAAGCGGGGCAGAUCAUGGAGGAGGUCCACGAAGGAAUAUGCGCGGCACACCAGGGUCCUUUCUCCAUGGCCAGACGCAUUGUCCUACAGGGAUACUUCUGGCCGACCAUGGUGAAGGACUGUGCCAAGCGCGCCAAGCACUGCAAGGUAUGCCAGGUUUUUCAAACCAUCCCAGGGAGGCCAGGAACCAGCUAUCAUCCCAUCAGCUCAUCAAUUCCUUUUGCUCAUUGGGGGAUGGAUUUGAUCGGACUGAUGCCGAGGGCACCCGGUAAUUUCCGCUGGAUCAUUGUGGCCAUCGAUUACUUCACAAAGUGGAUCGAGGCCGAGCCUUUAGUUGGAGGAACCUCAGAACAAUGCUCAAAGUUUGUGAGCAACAACAUACUCUGCCGGUAUGGUGUCCCAAAGCAGAUCACUACAGACAACGGAACCCAAUUCGAAGCUGGAGAUUUCAAUGAACUUUUGGGAGAUUGGAAGCUAAGGCACACCUACAGCUCUGUGGCAUACCCGCAAGGGAACGGCCAAGUAGAGAACGCAAAUCGAACAAUCAUGGACGGGAUCAAGAAGAGGCUUGAAUCCUACAAGGGAGCGUGGGUCGAUCAACUCCCCAACGUGCUAUGGGCAUACCGUACCACUCCAAGGAGGGCGACUGGGGAAACGCCGUUUUCCAUGUGCUAUGGCCUGGAAGCGAGGGCACCCUCGGAGGUGUUCAUCCCGACAUGGAGAGAGGAGAAUUAUGAAGCCAGGGAGAAUGAGGAAGCCAUGACGGCUGAUCUUAAUUUCGUUGAGGAACGCCGAGAGCAAGCUUUCCUCAAAGCAGAGAACUACCGGAGGCAAGUUAAAGAAUAUUACGACCGCAGGGUCAGAGCAAGGGAAUACCGAGUAGGGGACCUGGUACUCAGGAAGAGGGAGGCCAGUCAGCCUACAGAAGGGGGAAAGUUUGCCAAAAGCUACGAAGGACCGUACAAGGUCACAGCUGUGCUCAGGCCAGGCACUUACAAGCUCUCCACGCUUGAAGGUCGCGAACUCGGCAGGCACUGGAACACGCACAAUCUCAUUUCUUUUUACAUGUAAGGCGCUGAGAACCGUAACCAGUCGGCCUCGGUAGCUAAAAAAACAACAAAAUCUUCUACUUAAUGAAAUACUCGCUUCCACGCGAAUUCCGUUGUUUUGCUUUACGAAAUUUAAAGACGCUGCUUAGCGCUAUCGG
Molecule: messenger RNA, 5892 nt
Organism: Cuscuta campestris
Lineage: Eukaryota; Viridiplantae; Streptophyta; Magnoliopsida; Solanales; Convolvulaceae
Source: the annotation of a GenBank genome assembly